AUGCCUUCAAGUCUGCCCUUCGUUCACCACCACCGAUCAACAACCAAGGAUAUUCGUGAACACCUUCAACAGCUCAAGGCAGUGGCACAAACACUCCAGGCUGAACAGCGCAGCCUCGUCGACCAGCUCCAAACCGUCAACGAGAGAAUGAGCUCCAACACCUCUCAGAUCUGUCACGUCAUGGACAACAUGGACAACAUGGAUGAGCGAGUCGUCAAGGACCACCGUUCCCAAAGCCAGCCGUUCUUUCAACGCGGCAUCAUUGAAAAUGACUUUGUCAUGGACGGUAUCUGCACCCAGAUGGGCUUGAGGCCACAGUUGAAGAACGCCGUCGAGGCCAUCAGCAACGACCAGGGGACAAGUGCCGACAAAAACCUCCUCCUCGUGGCAGUUUUGACCGAGUUGACAGGCGACCCGUAUGGCUUCGCCCACCGUGUCGCCCACCGUGUCGUUCAGUACCGUCAACGCCAUGAGCACAUCCGUGCAAAACCCCCUCCUCUUCCCAAUGUCACUUCUGCCUUACCGGCUCCUCCCACUUCGUCCUUGCGCGUUCUUGAGGCUCCGGGGGCCGGCGGGAGCACGAGCACCCCAUCCGCAGCAGAAGCGGCAGCGGUAGUACUCAGAGAUACGUCCAUCCCAUUGUCCUCACCCUCCGUCAAGUCUGAGACCAUUGCCUCCCCACCUCCCGACUAUGGUGCGAGUAUUCUACCAGCACCUCCCCUCGGCGAUACCCCUGGCGUCACUUCCGCGCCGGUGGAAACCUCUGCCAUGCGGCUGGCGGACCCAGGGGGCGUCGUCGCGCUCGGAAUGUCCACCCUUGAGAAGAAUUUUCCGGGACUGCUAGAGUCCUUGACCAGACCUCCCACGCCUCGCAAGAACCCCAUGCCGACGGCGGCAGGGGCAGGCACGAAGCGUGUCGCAGCGCCGAUAGAGAGCGAGCCAGCCCCAAGUCCGGGUGCGGUCAAACAGGGCAAGAAGGCCAGAAUCGACAAGGAACCAGCCAUCGCCCACACGUUUGUCAUGUUCAUGAAGAGCCUGGAACAACUCCAUCAGGGCGGCCAAGAGAUCACCGAAGUCAUCAAAUGUGUCCGCUGCAAGGCCAUCAAGCGCGACGCCCGGGUCCUCAACUGCCUGCAUCUGUACUGCCACCGCUGCAUCCUUCAGCUCCGCGGGGAAGCGUCCAAGGGCGAUGCGAUCCGCGGCUUCCAGUCAUUCUGCGUCAAGGACAACUGCACCCAAGUGGUCAGCGGCAAGACGACCGUGAUUGACGGCGAGAUCAUCGAGUUCCUGCAGUGGUACGACAAACAGCCGGCCGACGUGACGUCCUUCCCGGCACAGAUCCAAGUGCUCAGUUCUGCGGUAGCCAAGUAUCCCGAGGACGACGGCAUCCAGCGCAAAUUGGACCAAACCGAGAAGCAGUACAAAGCUCACCAGUCUAGCGGCGGCGGCGGCGACGUGCCGUGCGAUCUCAUGCAGAUUGCCAAGCUGGCGAGGAAGCCUUACUGA
Fonsecaea erecta is the source of this 1506-nucleotide messenger RNA. RefSeq lists its product as hypothetical. Bases 1 to 1506 code for a protein of 501 amino acids. The transcript is spliced from 2 exons. NCBI's taxonomy places the organism in Eukaryota, Fungi, Ascomycota, Eurotiomycetes, Chaetothyriales, Herpotrichiellaceae. The record is from RefSeq and is a predicted model, not a curated record.